CGUCGUACGGUAAUUAUUUUCUUUUUUUCUCCACCUCCUCCUCGUCCACGUUCUCCUCUUGUUCGGUUUUUAGUUUAUGUUUGUUCGGUGUUUUACUUUUUUUUUUUACUCUCGCCCCUCCCUCCCGCGUGCCGUUACCGGGAAACGCAGGUCGAUCCCGAAACCGGCGGAGGCAGUCCCGCCGCUGGCGUCGCGCCCUGCCGACACUUGCCGACCGCGUUCGAAUCCUUUGUGCCUACUACAGAGAGUGCACGCACUUUCAGGAAAACUAUGCGCCGCGACGACGGCCGUGCGAACCGCAUAACGUCGCUGUCAUUGUCGGCCGCGGUGAUUAUUGUCGCUUAACUGGUGCCGCCAUCAGCGUCCGCGGCGAGGUCGGUGUUUUUUUCGCCUUGUGUUUUUUUAACUAUCCCAAGUGAAUUGCUGCCUGAGCAUGAGGAAAGAGAAGAAAAAGCGCAAGGACAAAAACAAAAAACAGGAACACCCGGAGUCGUCGCCGGACGAAUGCACACCCGGCUGCAGUAGCAUGGACUGUAUGGGCUUGCAGCAAGCACACGCGUCGCCUCCUCCCAGCUACGAAUGCAGCUUGGCCAAGAGACAAUCCUCCGAACAAGGUCAAAUGGUAAUCGACGAAGAAAACUAUGCAGCAUCGGCAAGUUGUAGUCAGCAACAGUGCGGUGAAUCCGAACAGGGCCAACAGAGUAGCGUUAGUUCUCCGGUCAGACAGGAAAUAUUUCAUAAGAGUAGCAAGGAAUUCUACAAAGCCGUAGCUGCCCAAUGGGGAAUCACGUGCAAAAUGAGCGACCAUUGCCGAUGCUUGGACUGUCAGAGUCGUUAUUUCGACUGCGAGUAUGAUCAAGAAAAUGAACACGAGAAGACAGACGGCGGUCUUGGAGCCGGGACGCCAAUGUUCUUGUCUGAAGUGAUGCACGGUUCAGCUUGCACUUUAUUUUAAUACUUAACGGUUUUACACAGAUGUGAUUUUUUUUUUUUUUAACUAUAAUCGAUAAAAAAAAAAUCAUGACUAUUUCUUAAGUAUAUGCGUACGACAUAAGAAUAUAAAAUCAUAAAUUAUUUUUUUGCCUGAACAAAUAUUUUACCCAGUGCCUAAAAGAAAAAAAAUGUGUGCAGGUUACAAUUAUUAUUAUAUUCCGGAUGGAAAAUUCAUCCCAUAUAGCCUUCGCCUAUAUUUAUUAAUAAAAUAAACUAUAACCUUCUUAAUACAAUGUGUUCUUAUAUUAUGACUUAUUUUUUAAAAUUAUUUUUAAGUAAAUCGAAAUGAUUUAUUAUGUAUCGGACCAUUAUUUAUUACCUAUGUUUAUAAACGACAUAAAUUAACUAAAUAUUUUAAUCAAAACCAUUAUU
Molecule: messenger RNA, 1365 nt
Organism: Adelges cooleyi (spruce gall adelgid)
Lineage: Eukaryota; Metazoa; Arthropoda; Insecta; Hemiptera; Adelgidae
Exons: 3
Coding region: 434-955 (173 amino acids)
Source: RefSeq, a predicted model, not a curated record